Molecule: messenger RNA, 537 nt
Organism: Paramuricea clavata
Lineage: Eukaryota; Metazoa; Cnidaria; Anthozoa; Malacalcyonacea; Plexauridae
Source: the annotation of a GenBank genome assembly
AUGCAAGAACUACGGCUUUGCUGGACGGGUGAUUUGGAGAAAUUGAAGCUUUUUGUAAGCAAGAAUGUUGAUUUUGUCGGCGUAUGGACUUCACCAGGCAACGAUAAAAAAAAAUACAGUGAUGGUUAUAGCUCAAUAUCCUGGCGCAAAUCCAAGAAAGUGUUGGAAAUAGAAGGCAGAGACAGGAACCUGAUAACAGCUAAGUUGUGUACAAUGUUAUGUAAUGAUUUCGAUCCUGUACAGUCAAGCAAAAGCGACAACUAUUGCGAAUUCCCUUCCACAAGCAAUGAAAUGCUUGUUGAAUUGGAGGGCGUUAAACUCGAUGUAACAAUUACUGAGAAAGAUAUUCGUGAUAACAAACAUAGCAUUAAAAACGUUGAAGAUUGCCUUGAUAAAGUAGUUGGUAAAUUAAACAUUAUUAACCAACAGUUUGAUGUAUUUAGGGCGGAGUUUCAGUUGUUGAAAAAUCAACAUACGAUUCAAUAUUCGCCUAAAGCUGUCGAAUAUUCAAAUUUGUUUUUCCAGUAUUAUUACUAG